Chaetomium strumarium is the source of this 1572-nucleotide messenger RNA. Its product is annotated as DNA glycosylase. The transcript has 2 exons. Gene Ontology annotation, biological process: mismatch repair; base-excision repair. The record is from RefSeq and is a predicted model, not a curated record. Bases 1 to 1572 code for a protein of 523 amino acids. Lineage: Eukaryota; Fungi; Ascomycota; Sordariomycetes; Sordariales; Chaetomiaceae. Gene Ontology annotation, cellular component: nucleus. Gene Ontology annotation, molecular function: 4 iron, 4 sulfur cluster binding; oxidized purine DNA binding; 8-oxo-7,8-dihydroguanine DNA N-glycosylase activity.
AUGGCUACACGCAAAAAAACACUCCCCAUCUUCCCCUGCCGGUCCCACCCCCUGGCAUACCACCGGCCCCUCCUCCUAACCUCCCCAUCAGCCCGCGCCUCCCUGCUCACCUGGUACGACAAAACUUCCCACGCCCGCCAGAUGCCCUGGCGCAAGCCCUGGACGUCACCCUCGCAGCUCACCCGCGACGGUCUCGCGCAGCGCGCCUACGAGGUCUGGAUCUCCGAGAUCAUGCUGCAGCAGACGCGCGUCGCGACCGUCGUCGCGUACUGGACGCGGUGGAUGGCGCGGUGGCCUACCAUUUCCGAUCUUGCGGCGGCCCGGGAGGAGGAGGUGCUGGCCAUGUGGGCUGGGCUGGGGUACUACGCCCGCGCGAAGCGGGUGUGGCUGGCCGCGAGGGAGGUUUGUGAUCACCACGGAGGGCUGUUACCGGGAGAUGUGAAUGGGCUGAUGGAAGGGGUGCCCGGGGUCGGGAGGUAUACCGCGGGUGCGAUCGCGGCGAUUGUGUUUGGUCUGCCGGCGGCGAUGGUGGAUGGGAAUGUGCUCAGGGUUUUGAGUCGGCAGAUGGGGGUGCUGGGGGACGUGAAGGCGGAUAGGAGGGUGGUGGAGGUGCUGUGGGAGGCGGCCGAGGAGUUGGCGAAAGUUGUCGCGAGGGAUGGUGCUGAGGGCGAAGGGGAUGGUAAGGAACAGACGGAAAAACCGAGCGACCGGCCUGGAAGAUGGGGCCAGGCGCUGAUGGAGCUGGGGAGCACAGUUUGCACGCCAAAGCCGAACUGCUCGCUGUGUCCGAUUACCAAGACGUGUCGGGCUUAUGCCGAGGGAGUUGCCUUGGCUACAAAGGCGCGGGAUGUCGCGGGAGCCGAGGACGGGGAUAUUGAAGACACCUGCAGCCUGUGCGCGCCGUACCCCGAAAUUGAGGAGCAGCAUGGUGGUGAAGCGGUGGCUGAGGCAGCAGACCCCAAAUUGGGCGGGAACCGUGGGAAGCUGUCACGCUUCUUCGCAGCCACGGAGCUGGCCAAAGCAGACACGACAAAGGCAUCAAGAAUUCUCGACCCACGCACUUUGGAGAUCGUGGUCAACCAUGCCAGGAAGUUCCCUCUAAAGAAGCCUAAAAAGCAAGUACGCGAGGAAGAGACGGUUGUCUGCGCCAUCCGCCGCUCCUCGGACGGACGAUAUCUUAUCCACCGGAGACCGGAGAAAGGCCUCCUGGCUGGGCUGUGGGAGCUCCCGAGCCAUACACUGCCUGAGACGAAUGAUAGCACAAAGAAAAGCAGGCAGACAGAUGCGAUAACGUUCGUGUUAGGUCUGUUCGUCGAAAGAAGGGCCGAGCCGAAACAAGGGGGCUCGUGCACAGUUUCCUCUGGGAACUUCGAGGAGCUUGGGAGUGUGCCCUGGCUCUUUUCCCACCUGAAGCUGACCAUGCACGUCCAUCUUUUUGAGGUACAUGACGGCGCGGGUACAGUCGAACCAGGAGGGCAGUACCGUUGGGCAUCUGUCGAAGAGAUUGACAGGGAGUCCAUGGGGACUGGCAUGAAGAAAUGCUGGUCACUUGUCAGGGAAAGGAUGAAAUAA